AUGGAAAACGCCAUAGCACUCCUUGAAGAAUAUGAAGGUGUAAAUACCCUUGUGACAUGCAAAGAACUCAACUUUCCAGGAGAACCCUUUGACAUCAGCUAUGAUAUGCUUAAUGAUGAAUCUGUAUGGGAAGAUCUGUUUUACGAUGAUCACUCUACACGUUCAUCUAAUGGUCCCUUUCUAUUCGAAAUAUCCAAGGAAGUGCUGGAUGAACGUGUGGAUAGUUUAAUGAGGAAACUCAUAAAAAGGCGAGAAUAUAGCACCAGGGGGCUAUAUAUAACAACCAUACUCAUAAAACUCAAUCCUGCAAAUUAUACUGCAUGGUAUUAUCGUAACGAAUGCAUCAAUCGUUUGAAUAUAUCGCUUGAAGAUGAACUUGAUUUUACGCGGAAGAUCACCCUAGAGAGUAUCAAAUCUUACCAACCUUGGAAUCAUAGACGUAAUAUUUGUCAACUUGCAAACAAUUGUUUUAAUGAGCUGGAGUAUAUAAAGUUGGAAAUCGCAACAUCACCGAAAAAUCAAUGUGCAUGGUCACAUCUGACAUGGUUAGUUGAUACGUUUGGGAUAGAUGAGGAUGGCAUCAAUAAAGAAAUCGAGUUUAUAGAUUUUUUAAUUGGUAGUGAUUCAUACAACAACUCCGUAUGGAACUAUAAAAACUUUAUAAUUAAAAGAUUUAAAGACGCUUUUGGACUGGAUUAUAUCGUCAAGGAGUGCAAAAACAACUUUGAACUCUUGAUGAAAAAGCCAAAAAAUGAAAGUCUUGUAAAUUACAUGACCAAUAUGCUCUCAUACUGUGAAACAUUAUUUUCAAAGUGCAUAAAUCUAGAUUUUUGUACCUCAACAUGUAAUGGACCACCGACUCUGUGUAUAAUAAGCGCAAUUGUAAAGUCACGUGGGAUAUCCACGCAGUUGCUGACACUAGUAGCCCAUAUUCUACAGAAUCAAAGUAUCGAUCAACUAUGUAACAAGGACGAGAUAUACAACAAGAUCGAGGUGUUAUUCGUAUGCUUCUAGUCUCUGAUCCGAUACGCUCAGAUUACUAUCGCAACCAGCUCGAUCCUGCAACAUGAUGAUAUUGUCUACACCACAACCAAGUAUGACAACUGACGCGUUUGGAACUGGAUAUAUACAGAGAAGCUACAUGUC
Molecule: messenger RNA, 1146 nt
Organism: Theileria equi strain WA
Lineage: Eukaryota; Apicomplexa; Aconoidasida; Piroplasmida; Theileriidae
Product: protein farnesyltransferase alpha subunit, putative
Exons: 4
Coding region: 1-1014 (337 amino acids)
Biological process (GO): protein farnesylation; protein geranylgeranylation
Cellular component (GO): cytoplasm; CAAX-protein geranylgeranyltransferase complex; protein farnesyltransferase complex
Molecular function (GO): protein farnesyltransferase activity; CAAX-protein geranylgeranyltransferase activity
Source: RefSeq, a predicted model, not a curated record